AUGGAUCACGAUGUCGGCACGCACGGUGUCGACGCACAUGCACAAAUCAGACCCAUAAAGCCACAGACACAGCCAGAGCCAGAGCCAGAGGCACAGGCACAGGCACAGGCACAGGCACAUGCACAGGCACCGGAGCCGUCAACACGAGCCCUAGGCCCCAUCGCUGCGGACGGGAAUGGAGCCCCUGACAUUGGCACUUCUGCCGCUGCACCCACACUGCCAGGCGAUGGCGAUACCGCGGAAAAGGGGCAAACCGUGUUCUCGCCGGCCUCGCCAUCCACGCCCUCCAGCCUCGACUCCAUUUCCAAUCCCCGUCACUCGCUCGACCAUGCCAACCCGCUCCACCACGACCAAGACAUCCUGUCCAGCCCCAGGCACGAGCUAGAGCUUAUUCCCGAAGACCGAUCCCUCGACGGCGUUGCUUCUCCUUCUGUCGCCAGCCUAGCCAACUCCUCCACCUCCCCGCUGCACAUCAACACCAACGCCACCACCCUAUCCUCCUCCCACUCCAAUCGAACCUCUGGUGCAUCCACCCCCGAGACAGGCAUCAUCCGGCCUGCAGUUCGACGCCCUGCACCCCACCCACUGCCGCCGCGCCCAUCCUCACGAUCUCCCGUGUUGUCCUCCUCUCCCAUCGAGCCGCCUCAGUCACCCGUCAUCCGCAGUGCCUCUACACACUCUGUUCUGCGUCACCCUGCCCCCGACAACGUGGUGAACGCCCGGUCUGGCUCCUACACCGGCAACAUUGCCGCCCUCGAGGCUACAGCCGAGCGCUUUUCCAUGACGAGCAGUAUAGAGGACGCCAUCAGGAACGCCCACGAAGAACUAAAGCGCAGUGACAGCCGUCGCUCGUCCAUCCUUGCUGCUAGUGUCAGGAGCGGCGGCGACUUUGGCAUCGACACCCCCCCGGGCAUCACUCCAGCGCCCUUGUUCGCGCGCCAGAGCUCCAUUGUCGGCCUGAACACCGAGGCGAGGCUCGGGGGUUAUUCUCCUGGCGGCUACAUCAUGAGUCCUACCCAGUCGCUCACCGGCCGCCUCAGGAGCGCAAGCAAGAGCAGCGGCGCAUUGUCGAGGGCUAACAGCACCAGGAGCAAGCCUGAGACCGUCGACGGCGAGGCUUUCCCCAACCUGUCCGCCUCGUCCAUGUCCAGGUCUGGCCAGGGCAAGGGAUCUGUGCGGAGUGUGCAUAGCAUACAAAGUGUCCACAGCGUCCAGAGCAAUCGCUCCGGACCUCUCUCCCUAGCAGAGAUCGCCGAGAUGGAGCCCCCGUCUGCUUUGACCAUGGACGCCAUGGACGAAGCUGAUCGGACCAUUGCCAACCUGCAGGACCUCGGAGACGACGAGGACGCGAUACUCGCAAGGGCCCACCAACACGUCGAACCAAACGCCACAGACAUAGAAAUCGCCGAGGAAAUGGCGAGGCGGGCUUCAAUGGACUUUGACAGGACGCCCAUGCUGGACCACUCUGCGGAUUCAUAUUGGGAUAACCACGAGGAGACAAAUUUCCAGCUUCGGAACCCCCAGGACCCCCCUUCAGCCCGCGUGCGAGACGAGUACCAACCCCCGGCUGAGCAACGACCUGACGGGACGGGCUCGCCUGACACAGAAGAUGAGGACAACGCCUUUGCUGAUUUUGACGGCAUGCACUGUGAUCCCGACACUGUGGCCGAGCAGUUCCCCGUCCAGCCAGAAGAUGCCCAGUACCCGCGAUCGCGCCAGAGGCAGUCACAGAUGCCAAGGGCACGACCGCAGUCAUACCUCGAUCCCGAGACAGGCCAACAGAUGCUUUACUACCCUGCGCGUGUUCCUGCCAUGCUUAACCUCCCCCCGAAACUUGGCAAGGGGGUCAAGUCCAAGCAGCGCAACAUGCGUCGAAGUCAGGUGCUCAGCCAGAUGCCACAGGCAGCUCGGGAGAGCAGAGCCUGGCUGCCUGACCCGCUGGAAGGCGAGGGCCAGAUAGAUUUGAUGGGGGAUGACUAUCCAGCCGGCUCGGUACACUCGAGCUCGCGAGAUCAAGGCGCCCGGGACCCGCUUGCGACAGCUGGAGAACCCGAGACUUCUUUCCCAGAACAGUCGGCAGAUGCAUCCGAGAUGCAGCCCCUACGGCGCCCCGGCAAGCUACGAGACCCUGACCACCGCAAAUCCCGCAUGAAUCUCUCCGAGCUUCCACCGCAGCUGCGUGCUAGUGUCUUUUUCGACCUGCCAGGCGAGACUCCCAAGAUAGAGGUCAAGGACGGCUCCGCCAUGAAGACGCUUGACAGCAUUCUCGACGCGGCAGCUUCGGCGCCAGUCAAUGCUUUCACCGACCAUGCCUUCGCUGGUCGUCUGGGCCCCGAGGUCUAUGGGCUUGGUAACAAGAAUAAUCGAAAGAGUAGAAUGAUGUUGACAGCUGAAGACGCUGGUGGAGACAACGAGGGCAAUAGCCACACGCUGUCAAAGAGCACGACUUCUCUAGCCGUGCCAGAGGCGGAGAAGCGGAAGUCCGUGUGGUCUCUACUGGCAGGGCGUAACAAAUCAAGGAGCAGCAGUAAUCUUCUCGCCGAGAGAGACGAAGAUGCCCGCUCAAGGCUGUCGGGCUCAGGUCGCGGCGACAGGGACUCGUCCCCCGACGCUGAUGAGCGUUCAGCCCUAGCGCCCGAUGAGCAAGCGGAAGGCUUUGGGUCCGAGGAGGAUGAACAAGUCUACACCGGCCCGCCCACGACUCUUUUGGCAGAGUUACAGCUGCGCAAACAGCAACAUAAGAACCGCACCCGCAACCCGAUGCACAGUACCAACGGCCUCCACAGCACACUCUUGGAGCUUGAUGCAGUGGCGCAGAUUGAGGCACGGGCUCGAAAGAACAAGAAGGUCAACCUUGCGUGGGCAGCCAAUCCGGACGAGCCGGAGGAGUCGGACGACGAGGAUGUGCCUCUCGGCCUCCUGGCAGCUAAAAAGCAGAUAGGGCCCAACGCGACGGACCGUGACCUGGCCGUUGCUGCACAGGAGAUCAGCAGGCCCUUGGGGCUGAUGGAGAAGCGCGACCUGGAGGACAACGAGCCGUUGUCCCGCAGACGUGAUAGACUGCAAGGCAGGGAGGUCGCCCCCAGCAUGUACCUCCAGCCAGGCGCGAACGGGACCAGGAUGACGCUGAUGCCCGGGACCAACAGCCCGCGCCUCUUGCUUCCUGUCAGCCCCGGCGCGUCUGGACCUCACUCUCGGAGUGGAAGUAUGGCAAGUCAGGGACGGGUGGAAGAGGAAAUAGAGGGCGAGACUCUCGGGCAACGCUUGAAGAGACUUCGCGCCAAGGAAGACGGUGACAACCCCUUGCCAAGCGCUAGGCCGGUCAGCACGGCCUUCUCCACCGAGCUGCUCGGCGAGCUGGGGAUAGACGAGGAGGGGGGUGAGAAGAAGAAGAACAGCGCGCAGGCUGUAGACAAGGGAAAGGGCAAGGAAAUCGAAGCACCUCCAGCCGAGGAGGAAGAGACGCUGGGCCAGCGCCGACGCCGUCUGCAAGCCGAGCGCGAGGCUCGCGAAAGGGAGAUGGGCAUACGGGUUGUGUCGGGCGGCAGCCAGAGGGAGGGAGUCUCCAGCCGUCUUGACUUGGCAGAUGUGCUCCGCGUGAAUCCGGUGGAAGGACCGCAAGGCAGGAUAGACCCCCGGGAGGCCGAACGCAUUCAGAAGGAGCACGAGGCCUCGCGAGCAGCGCGCGAGCAGUCGGCAAAGAUGGCCGCGUUCCGGGCCCAGGUCCCGCAGAGGCAGCGCGAUCCGAGCGGCGGCAUCGUGAAGGCAGGUGGCUACCAGGGCGGGAGAUUCAACGACAGCACCGGUGGCCACGGGCUAGUCGGGGUCCUUGGACAGCCUCAAGGGCACAACCUUCGAGCGAGCAUGAGCAUGGGCCAGCUGGGACAAGGCGGACAGGCCGCGAUGACGAACGGCAUGGGCGGCAUGCGCAUGGGGACGCAGCACAAUGCGACAAACCUGAUAGGGGCUGCUGGCAACUACGGCAACCCAAAUGUCGGGCCGGAUGGUAUGAACCCAGUCUUCUCAAAGGGCAACACAUUUGGGCGAGGGUACAAUGGUGGUCUGCUGCAGCAGCCACAGUACCAAGAGCCCACACCGUUCGUUAACGGUAGCUUGCUCGCAUCGGGAGGGUACGGUGCAUUUGGGGGAGGGAUCGGGGCUGCAGGAGGUUAUGCGCAUAACCAAACGGCGUACGGGGCCGGAGUGGGCUUUGCUGGAGGCCUGCACGGUGGCUACGGGAUGCAGGCGGGCACACCACUGAGCAUGGGGGUGAACACGCAGGGCCAUUCCGACCGUGUCGAGAGUUGGAGACAGGGCAUCAGAUAG
Diaporthe amygdali is the source of this 4326-nucleotide messenger RNA. RefSeq lists its product as uncharacterized. Lineage: Eukaryota; Fungi; Ascomycota; Sordariomycetes; Diaporthales; Diaporthaceae. Bases 1 to 4326 code for a protein of 1441 amino acids. The transcript has a single exon. The record is from RefSeq and is a predicted model, not a curated record.